Passer montanus (Eurasian tree sparrow) is the source of this 2013-nucleotide messenger RNA. It is a transcript of the gene TXNIP, whose product is annotated as thioredoxin interacting protein. The record is from RefSeq and is a predicted model, not a curated record. Lineage: Eukaryota; Metazoa; Chordata; Aves; Passeriformes; Passeridae. Gene Ontology annotation, biological process: protein transport. Bases 176 to 1453 code for a protein of 425 amino acids. The transcript has 7 exons. Gene Ontology annotation, cellular component: cytoplasm. Gene Ontology annotation, molecular function: ubiquitin protein ligase binding.
GCUCCCUCAGAGCGCUGAGGUCCCGGGGCAGAGCGUCCUGUGGAGACUUCGCAGCGUCUCUAAACAAAGCGUCCAACCGCUUUUUGUUCUUGUUUUUUUGCUUGGGGUGGAUUUUUAUUCCUCUACCCUGCAGCCCUUGCUUGAUCAAACCCCGUGCCCUCCUCCUGCCUCAGCCAUGGUGAUGUUCAAGAAAGUGAAGAACUUCAUGGUGGCCUUCAGCGAGCCCGACAAAGUCUACUGCAGCGGGGACAAGGUGGCUGGCCGUGUGCUGGUGGAGGUGGCCGAGGUGACCCGUGUCAGCGCCGUCAAGGUGCUGGCCUGUGGCGUGGCCAGGGUGACCUGGGCCAAGGGCCCGGCCCAGUGCCGGCAGGAGAUGGAGUACCUGCGCUUCGAGGACGUGCUGGCGCUGGAGGAGCAGCCCACGGAUGAGGACGGGUCAGUCAUCCUGAGACCCGGCAACAAAUACGAGUACAAAUUCGGCUUCGAGCUGCCCCAGGGGCCGCUGGGCACCACGUUCAAGGGCAAGUAUGGCUCUGUGGAUUACUGGGUGAAGGCUUCUCUGGAGCGUCCAGCCUGCCCCACGCAGCAGGUGAAGAAACGCUUCGAGGUGAUGGAUCCUGUGGAUGUGAACACCCCAGAGCUGCUGUCUCCAGUGGCAGCCAAGAAGGAGAAGAAAGUGUCGUGCAUGUUCAUCCCUGACGGCCGCGUGUCUGUGAGCGCCCAGAUCGACAGGAAAGGCUUCUGUGAAGGCGAUGAGAUCUGCAUCAACGCCGACUUUGAGAACACCUGCUCGCGCAUCGUGGUGCCCAAGGCAGCCAUCGUGGCCAAGCACACCUACCUGGCCAACGGGCAGACCAAGGUCUUCUGCCAGAAGCUCUCCUGCGUUCGUGGCAACCACAUCAUCUCCGGCACCUCGGAGUCCUGGCGUGGCAAAACCAUCCGUGUGAAGAAGCUCAAGCCCUCCAUCCUGGGCUGCAACAUCCUGAGAGUGGAGUAUUUCCUGCAGAUUUAUGUCAGCGUGCCAGGCUCCAAGAAAAUCAUCCUGGAGCUGCCCCUGGUCAUUGGGAGUCGCUCUGGCAUCGGCAGCCGCAGCUCCAGCAUGGCCAGUCAGACCAGUUCCGAGAUGAGCUGGGUGGACCUGAACCUCCCCGAUGCUCCAGAGGCACCCCCGUGCUACCUGGACAUCGUUCCCGAGGAUCACCGCCUGGAGAGCCCCACCACGCCCCUGCUGGACGACCCCGACGGCUUCGACAGCCCCAUCUUCAUGUACGCGCCCGAAUUCAAGUUCAUGCCGCCGCCCACCUACACGGAGGUGAGCCCGGCGCCGGCACGGGAGGGGCCAGGCGGAUCUGGGGGCUCCUGCCUGCACCCCUCACCCUCCUCCUGCUCCGUGGGCCAGGUGGAUCCGUGUGGUAACAACAACAACAACAACAACAACAACAACGUGCAGUGAGAGCCACAGCGCGGGUCCAUCCCGCUCGCCUGGACUCCAAACCUGCAGCACAUCUGGGAGAACACCUGGAGGGGGCUCCCGAGGAGCUGCUGCAUCCCUGGGAGCUGCUGCAUCCCCGGGAACUGCUGCAUCCCCAGGAACUGCUGCAUCCCCAGGAAUUGCUGCAUCCCCAUCUCGAGGGGAUAAAAAAAACCCCUCAAGGACUGUUGGGGAGACAAGGCAGAUCCAGCUGGGAAUCCUCGUGGCUGUUGGGACGCACGCUGCCCGUCCUUGCCCUGUGGUGGCAUGUUGUGACAGGGAAUGGUGGUUUUAAUUAAUUCCAUCUUAAUUUCGUGACUGGGUGCUGCUCUGGCUGCCCCGUGCUCCCGCCCAGGGAGGGGGACGCUCGGUGACUCCGUCCUGUUGUGACACAAAGCUGCUGUCACGACCUUUUGUACUCUGGUUUUGUAAAUAGCGUUUCAGGGGAGGGGGGGAAAGCACAAAAAUGCAAAUUUUGUACCUUUUCGUGGCCCCUGGGGGGCGAAAUUUGUAAUAAACUUGUAAUAAAUAAAUGAAACGGU